Messenger RNA from Polyodon spathula (Mississippi paddlefish), 482 nucleotides. Its product is annotated as butyrophilin subfamily 3 member A2-like. NCBI's taxonomy places the organism in Eukaryota, Metazoa, Chordata, Actinopteri, Acipenseriformes, Polyodontidae. The record is from RefSeq and is a predicted model, not a curated record. The transcript has 2 exons. The annotation marks the transcript as partial.
UGUUUUGUUUUUCAGAAGGCCGCUCUGUUGUUGGCUCUGAUCAGCCCCUCAUCGCCUCUCCUGGUGAAGAUGUCAUCCUGCCCUGUCACAUCACCCCCAGUCUCAGUGCUGUGGACAUGGAAGUGAGGUGGUACAGAGAGAAAUUCAAGAUCCCAGUUCAUUUAUAUGCAGAUCGACGCGAUCGCACAGAUGUUCAGGACAGUGACUAUCGGGGCCGCACUGCUCUCUCUAGAUUUAAGCUGCAGGAAGGCAUUCUCUCUUUGAAACUGAAAAACCUCCGUCACACUGAUAGCGGGGUCUAUUCCUGCUAUGCCACUGAUGGAAUCUGGUAUGGACAAGGAAAGACUGAACUGAUAGUCAGAGUCUAUCCAGUGGGUGUCUCAUGGACUCUAUUCACAAGGAGUCAGACCCGGCUGGUGUGCAGAUCAGAGGGGUGGAGCCCUGAACCAGAAGUGAUCUGGAGAGACAGUGAUGGAAACGAU